Scomber scombrus (Atlantic mackerel) is the source of this 1989-nucleotide messenger RNA. RefSeq lists its product as uncharacterized. Gene Ontology annotation, biological process: chemical synaptic transmission; signal transduction; monoatomic ion transmembrane transport. Bases 1 to 1989 code for a protein of 662 amino acids. The transcript is spliced from 14 exons. Lineage: Eukaryota; Metazoa; Chordata; Actinopteri; Scombriformes; Scombridae. The record is from RefSeq and is a predicted model, not a curated record. Gene Ontology annotation, molecular function: transmembrane signaling receptor activity; extracellular ligand-gated monoatomic ion channel activity; neurotransmitter receptor activity. Gene Ontology annotation, cellular component: synapse; neuron projection; membrane.
AUGAUGCUUGCAGGUUUCUUUCUGCUCCUCCUCACAGUAGAAGGGGCGUCCUCUGAGGAUAACUGCAGUUACCAGUAUCUUUUAAACCACCUGAACCUGAGUUUAUCCAAUAAAAAUGAUCUGUACUCCAUGUCGCGGCCUGUUAAAAACUACAAUACGACUACAAUUGUACAGCUGCAAAUGGUAAUCUCUGCCAUCCUAGAUAUGAGAGAGAGUGACCAGACUUUCAUUUCUAACGUUUGGAUUUUUGUGGAGUGGGAGAAUGAACACAUUAGAUGGGACAAAGAUGACUUUUGUGGAAUUGACCGUAUAGUGGUUCCUGCUGAUAUUUUCUGGAAGCCAGAUGUCACCAUUCAAGAGAUGUCAGAAACAUACAAGGCCUUUCAAAGUCCUUAUCUCACCAUUUACCCUGAAGGUCAAGUUUCAUCUUGGAACCCUCAGGUGCUAGUCAGCGCCUGCAAGAUGCAAGUCCACAAAUUCCCCUUUGACGUGCAGAGCUGUAACAUAUCGUUCAGGUCUAUCAUUCACACUGGUGGGGAACUGAAACUUAAAGCCGUCGUUACCUCUGAAGAGGCCACAGAGUGGUCUCGUGAAGUGAUGAAGACCCAAUAUGAGUGGCUUUUUAUCAACAUAACAACCACCGAGACAAUUUUGGACCACUUUGGCCUCGACCAAAGCAUGAUCGUUUACACUGUCACAAUGAGGAGGCGAUCAGUCCUCUACAUUAUCAACUUCUUGCUGCCUAUCCUGUUCUUCUUGUGUCUGGACUUUGCCUCCUUCCUGAUCUCAGACAAUGGGGGUGAGAAGCUGAGCUUCAAGAUCACUGUGCUGCUCGCUGUCACUGUGAUGCAGAUUAUUCUCAAUGAAGUUCUGCCUUCCUCAUCAAAUAGGGCUCCACUUAUAGCGAUCUACUGCAUUGGAGUCUUUGGUUUGAUGCUGCUCAGCCUCCUGGAGACCAUUGUUGUGAUGUAUCUGAUGAAGAAAGACUCUGAAUCCCAAGACAACGAGGUAGACAGAGACCGAAGCCUGAGUGAGGACUUUGAGGACAAGCAUGGCGAAACGAAAUUCAACUGUAAUGGAGUCUGUGGGGCCCUCGGAUGGUCAGGGAGGGCGUUCCACAGCCUUGGGGCUGCAGAGGAAAAGGCCCGAUCACCCAUGGUGCGGAGCUUGGUUCUGGGGGCUUGGAGGGUGUUUAUGUUUAUGUUUUCAGAACGGAGGGUGCGUGAGGAGAUCUGGGGGGAUCCUGGCAGUGCUGUUCUGGAUGUACUGCAGUCUCUGGAUGCUCUUGCCAGAGAUCACGAUGAGGAGUGCAUUACAGUAGUCCAUUCUGGAGGAGACAAAGGCGUGGACAAGCUUCUCUGCAUCUGCCAGGGUGAGUGUUGGACGGAGUUUGGCGAUGUUCCUGAGGUGGUAGAAAGAUUUUUUACAGAGGUGUUUGAUGUGGGUAUCAAAGAUGGGAUAUGGCCGGCCAGGAGGGAGUGGUUUAUGAUCUUGGUGAUGAAUGGAGAAAUGGCAGAGAUGUUGGCCUUCAGCAGGGCUGAAGGGAAAGGGUCCAGGGCACAGGUGGACGGCUUCAAUUUUGUGAUGAUGUCCUCCACCUCUUCCUGUGUGACAUCGGAGAAGGAGCAGAGAGGCUUGGAGGGGAAGAAGAAAUGGACUCUUAAAUGCUUCUCUGAUGCGUCUGCGGAUAAAACUCCAUCUGAACUGCUGAAGGGUAGCAGCAGCCAACUGACGGAGGAGACACAUGGCGCUGAAAAGCUCUCAGAUGAUCUAAGGGAGGUGAUGAAAACACUGGCUCUGCUCCUUCACAGAAAGAAGGAAGACGUGAAGCCCGGCUACUGGACCACAAAGACUAAGACAAUCAACAAAGUUUUCUUCAUUUUCUACUUGAUAGUUUCCUGUGUGUUUUUAGUCAUUUUGUUUUCCGGAUGCAAGAGUAAAUCAGAACAGAGUGGGCUCAUGUGGAGGUUGGCCUUAAAGAGACAGUAA